This is a messenger RNA of Moneuplotes crassus, 525 nucleotides long. The record is from the annotation of a GenBank genome assembly. Lineage: Eukaryota; Ciliophora; Spirotrichea; Euplotida; Euplotidae.
UUGGGAACAUAAAUAAAUAAGUAUGAAAAAUUUUGGAUUUUAUGAUGGUGACUUAUCUGAAGACUUUUUGGAUGAGCAUGCUCAACAUUGUAUUGUUAAAACUUCUCCAACUCUCUUAAAGAACAUGGAAGAUUCUCCUUUUCACAGGCAUAUCAAAUCUAAUCGGGCUUCUGAUCCUUCCUGCUUUGGACUAGUUCCUCCCCACUUUGAGUGCUUUAAAGAUGCUCUAUAUGACAAAAGUAAACUUCAGGUUUGCAAUAAGACAACCCAUAUACAAAAAUGGGGGACAACAGAAACAAGAAGACCUUCCAAACUCCAAUUAGACAUCAAAGAUUUGCUGCACAAGAUGUCUAGAAUAAGGAGCUGAUGAGACCAAAGCGAAGAAGGUCCCCAGGUCGAAGAGAAGGUUCGAAAACAAUCAGCAGCUUCAUGCCCUUGCGGGGAAGUGUUGGUUACAAUGAAAGAUAUCAAUAGUGCAGAAUAAUUGCACUCUUUCUAAUCCGUAAUUAUUUUUAAAGCAAAUUU